AACCGGAGCACCCGGAGGAAACCCAUGCAGACUCGGGGAGAAUGUGCAAACUCCACACAGACAGUCGCCUGAGGCUGGACUUAGAAGCUGGAGGCAUUCCCUGAGAGGAUGGUGAGAGUAUGGAAUGCACUAUCACAGAGAGCACUUAAGGCAAAUUGUUUGGAGGAAAGCUCUCUGGUUUUGGUCUGAAUAUCAACCUGGGAUAUUGCAGAAAGCGUUUCACCAGUGACUUUAACAGUGAAUGUGUAAUUCUCAAUAUAGAACAAGAUUGUUAUGGUCAAAAUUCUCACACUUCUUAUUCAGAUAGUUUAACAAUGAGAUUGUACAGCAGGAGGCGGUGAAGCUGCAACUGAAGAUAGGAUUCUCUUCUCACAGUGACAUCUUCCGCUCCACUGUUUAUGCAAAAUGAAAUCCCCCUGCCCUGCAGUAGGAAGGCCUGGUUUCCUAAGGAGAUGAGGACAGCUAACAGGGCCACGACAAGAAACUUGUUCCAAAGUGCCCCCUAUCAGCCACACUCUGUAUCAACGACAUGCCAGGAAAUUGUUUACAUACAGAAUUUCUACUGUAAAUGUUAGAUUGUAGAGUGAUCAAGAAUGGGAUGGUAUUUCCUUCAUUCUCUGCUGAAUGGGGUCAACAAGUACUCCACAUCCCUGGGGAAAGUGUGGCUCUCAGUCAUUUUCAUCUUUCGUCUCCUGGUCUUGGUGGUGGCAGCUGAGACUGUAUGGGGAGAUGAACAGAGUGACUUUGUGUGCAACACACAGCAACCUGGUUGCAGGAAUGUGUGCUACGACCGUUUCUUCCCCAUCUCCCAUAUCAGGCUGUGGGUUUUCCAGCUCCUCUUUGUGUCCAUUCCAUCAUUUCUCAUCGGCAUGCACGUGCGUCAAAGGAAGAAAUGCAAGAAGAAUAUAAAAAUCUUUAAUCAGAAUGCAGAUUUGCAGAAAGUAAAAAUCGAUGCCCCUCUUUUACGAACUUACUUGGUCAGCAUUUUGUUUAAAAUGUUGUUUGAAGCUGUCUUUAUGUUCUUGUUCUAUUGGAUUUAUGAAGGCUAUAAGAUGCUCAGACUUGUCAAAUGCAGUGAAUACCCUUGUCCUAACACUGUGGAUUGUUUCAUUUCUAGACCAACUGAGAAAACGAUUUUCACUCUUUUCAUGUUAGUGAUUUCAGCUGUAUGCAUCUUGUUGAAUGUUGCUGAACUGUGCUACUUAGUUGUCAGGUAUUGUGUUAUGCAAUGGAAGAAAAACAUUUUUGCUGCAACGAGGAGCAAUGAAAACAAAAAAUUAACAGUUGCUCUUAGUUCGUCGAAUAUCAGCACAACAAAAUUUGACAAUGACCAAAACAGCAAUUCUGAUAUCACUUCUAUAUUUUAAAAAAGA
This is a messenger RNA of Stegostoma tigrinum, 1373 nucleotides long. RefSeq names its product gap junction beta-2 protein-like. The transcript has 4 exons. Lineage: Eukaryota; Metazoa; Chordata; Chondrichthyes; Orectolobiformes; Stegostomatidae. Gene Ontology annotation, biological process: cell communication. The coding region runs from base 594 to 1367 and encodes 257 amino acids. The record is from RefSeq and is a predicted model, not a curated record. Gene Ontology annotation, cellular component: connexin complex.